Diuraphis noxia (Russian wheat aphid) is the source of this 1558-nucleotide messenger RNA. RefSeq lists its product as uncharacterized. The record is from RefSeq and is a predicted model, not a curated record. Lineage: Eukaryota; Metazoa; Arthropoda; Insecta; Hemiptera; Aphididae.
UUGCACCCGAUUGCCGCGCAUUCGCGCAACGACAACAAACGAAAUCGAACGUCGUCGGUACGCACGUACUGUUCAUCGCCAUCAUUACUAAAAAAACACAGCCGCCAAACACACCGUACCGAUGAUGCGCCCAUCAACGGCGGUGCUAGUGCUACUGCCGUGUAUCAUCUUGAUAUGGCCAUGGUCAUGGUUCACCAUGGUCACGGCCUUGUUUACCGAGCUCCCGGAAUCACAGUUUGCGGAUCAGAUGGCACUAUUUCGACACGUGCUGCUCAACGAUGUCCAGUGGUCGCCGAUACUCAAGCAGAAGGUCAAGUUGUCCGAGUUCAGUCCGCCUAGAUAUGUGAGGUUAAAUUCCAAUGACGAAGAGGUGAAAAAGAUUGAGCUGAUCACCGAAAACGAUGAUCAGAAUCCGACGGCCAUGUAUGUGCURCAGAAACUGAUGGACAAAUCUUCCCUACGUUCGGGAACCAAUGUGGAUUUCACCGCRUACGUGCUGAGUACCGCGGUCACAUGCUUUACGUAUAACAACGUAUCGUUUGUGCUGAUGCUGCUUGUCGAUCGCAUUGGCACGUUGGCGCGCAAAGUUGUCAAAAAUAAAGACGACAAGAAGAAGGAUAUAAAGGAGGAUGCAAAAGAGGAUGCAAAAGAGGAUACAAAGGAGAAUGUAAAAGAGGAUACAAAAGAGGAAGUGAAAGAUGACGAGGAUAAGAAGAAAAAUAAGAAGAAGAAUAAGAAGAAUAAGAAGAAUAAGAAGAAUAAGAAGAUCAAAAAACUGAUCAAAAACACGCUGGAUGAUGUGCGUAUGACAUUUGAAGUAUUCAUGGACAAGAUUGCUGCAGUGGACGGUGAGUUGGCGUUCUUUGCCAAUACGCUGUACUUCUACGAUACUGCGGAAACAGCCUCAGACUACCUCGUUAAGUUUAAUGUUCUUGAGAUGGUGAAGAAAGAGGUGGACAUGAGGAUUGAUCAAUACUGUUACAUCACCCCCCAUACAGAGAUAUACCAGUACUUGGGCAAGUAUGACAUUUUUGACGUUUCUCCAACCCCAUUAAAUGAACUCACACCUGACGAUCCAACACUUAGACGCGAGUUGGAAGAGUUUGAAAAGGUGAUCGACUGCAUGCUAGACGUUUACGAUGCGCUAGACGUUCAAACGAUGCCCAUGAAGACUUGGACACAUAUUCUUCAAUACGAUAAACCGAUCGCUAUGUCCAUCAAAUUGUACAUAGAUGACACGGAUAAAAAGCCUAAUCCCAAUGAAGUCAUGUCAGAUCGAUUAAAGGAAGCGAUGAAAAAAAAUCAAGAAGAAAGUAACGUGGAACCCUUAAACCACAAAGAAGGACAACCCGAAGGGACGUUGGAAAAUACAUGAAUAGAAAAUAUUAUACGUUUUUAAAUAUCCAGUAUAUGUGAUUGCGUAUUAUGCACAUUUAUUCAUAAUUUGUCGUUAACAAUAUAACUGGAAUAAUCAUUGUAAUUAAGGUAAAUUUAUAUAUUCUAUAUUCGAUAUUGCGUGUUAAUAUUAUAUAUUACAGUACCUAUAAACAAUUAUUAA